Messenger RNA from Punica granatum (pomegranate), 2338 nucleotides. NCBI's taxonomy places the organism in Eukaryota, Viridiplantae, Streptophyta, Magnoliopsida, Myrtales, Lythraceae. The record is from RefSeq and is a predicted model, not a curated record.
CGACUUUGGUCGGGUCUUUCUCUAUUCCUUUUAGUUUACCCCUUCCGUCCCUAUAUGGCGUCUCUCCUUCGCGGUGUGGUUCGUCGAAGACAAUGUGAAGGAAGGAAGGAAGGUAGGAACGGGCCAAGUCAACUGAAGUGGAAUCAAGUCGACGAGGAGCCAAUGACAGAAAUCCCCACGAGCAACUACCCCCACCAGGCCCGGACAGUGGGGGCAUUUCGGUAAACCCAACGCCCGCCAUCUCUGCUCUAUAACUACCAGCUCAGCUGCGCCCAAUCGCCAUUGAUCAUUCAUUCACCAAACCCCAGAGAGGAAAAGGCCCCGACUGAUGAGCUUACACAUGGCGGAAGACGGCGGGCUGGGCAAUAACCUCAGGCAUGAGACGGUGAAGAGAGCCUGCCACUUGGCGUUCAAGGCACAUAAGAGCCCGGAGAAGGGUCCCGGUUACCUCGCGGAGAAAAGGAGCUCGGAGUCGAUCUUCUCCUUCGCCGGGUGCUGGUCCCCCGACGAGUGGUUCGCGGGCGGAGCCGGGGCGUUCGGGGAGGCUAAGAUAGAUCUCAGGCAGUUCCCUUGCCUGAGGAGCAUCAGCAACGACGAGCUCGCCGUGGUCAACCAGGCGUUCCUGACCAAGUUCCUCCUCAUCUUGGAAAAGUCAACGCUCCGCAGAGAGGUGAUGAAGGCUUUAGAUGAUAAAAAGCAGAUAAUAUUCACAGGCCAUUCCGCAGGAGGCCCUGUUGCAAUUUUUGCAACCAUAUGGCUCUUCGAGCACCUAAGAUCGCUGAAACAGAUCCAAACAUCAUUGACAUCCCACUACUGCCUCACAUUCGGGUCUCCUCUUGCCGCAGACCGGAUAUUCUGCCACGCGGUUCGUCGCGAAAAGUGGUCUGACCACUUCGUGCACUUUGUGAUGAGGUAUGACAUCAUACCCCGGGUCCUGCUCGCUCCUCCCUCUUCCAUGGGGGCAGCCCUCCCUGAGAUCCUCUCCUUCUUCAACCCAAACUCCCGAGGCCCGAAGAACUUGCCCGUUGAGAAUAGUGCGCUGGCCUCCGAUUUCUUCGUGAACGUCCUGAGGAAUGCUUCUUGUGCUGCAAGCCAUGCCGCUUGCACUAUGAUGGGGAGCACGAACAUGCUGAUGGACACGAUCUCUGGGUUCAUCGAGCUCAGCCCUUACAGGCCUUUCGGUACAUUCGUGUUCUGCUCCGGAAAUGGAAGACUGUUUGUGGUGAAGAACCCUGAUGCUGUUCUUCAGCUGCUGUUCUACUCUCUUCAGCUGAGCUCCGAGGGAGAAGGGCCUGAGGUUGCGAAGGCUUCCUUGACCACACAUCUGGUGUAUGAGGAUGAGAUAAACCAGAACUUGGGAAGGGCAGAUCCAGUUUACUUCGACAAGUUUGUAGAUAUACCGUUGAACUCCAAUGAUUCUAUCGGCACCGAUAUGAAAACCAUAGAUGACGCCCUUACUGACUUUGGUCUGGGUGCGCGGGCAAGGCUGUGUCUCCGAGCUGCGAUAGGAUUGGAGAAGCAGAAGUUCAUCAACCAGUCCAAGAUCGAAGAGAGGAAGGGGCCAAUGCAAAAGGCCAUGUCCGAAUUAGAAUGGUAUCGAAGCAUUUGCGAGACUCGAGGUGGUUAUUACGAUUCCUUCAAGCAAAAUAAGUAUAAUGAGGACUUCAAAGCUAAUGUGAAGAGACUCGAGCUAGUAGGAUAUUUGGACGAGAUCGUGGAGAUGUUGAAAAGGUACGAGCUCCCUGAAGGGUUUGAGGGUCAAAAAGAGUGGGUUUAUCUUGGGACGGAGUUCCGCCGCCUCGUGGAGCCCCUCGACAUUGCCAACUACUACCGACACUUGAAGAAUGAAGACACAGGUCCAUAUAUAGAAAAAGGAAGGCCGAGACGGUAUAGGUAUACCCAGAGAUGGCUAGAGCAUUUUGAGCAGAAGCCCAGCGGGAGUAGAGGGGAAUCCAUCAUCUGGGCCGAGGUGGAGGAGCUGAGUUUCAAGGCCUACAGUAAUGAACCAUUUACUGCCCUUAGGCCAAAGAUCAAAGAGAUCGAGGAGAAUCUGAAGAAAUGGCUUGAAGAAGAAACAGUGGCAAAGGAUGCCCUUUCAGAGGGCUCGUCGCUCGUCAAGCUGUGGAAAGAUCUCCGUCAGAAAUAUAACGAAGUGCAAGACAUAACAGGAUUCAUCAGCAGCGGCUGAGGACUUCUGCAGUUUUCAUCCGCUCGAAAUAAGUACCAAAACGUGAAAUGGGAAAGAAGGAAACCGACAGGCAGCUGAUUGCUCGUGAAUGUAUGUCACUGUAUUCAACUCAUCAGAAUAAAAGGCUUUCUUCAGGAGUUAACCUUGUCA